Messenger RNA from Aedes aegypti (yellow fever mosquito), 1736 nucleotides. RefSeq names its product peptidyl-prolyl cis-trans isomerase. The record is from RefSeq and is a predicted model, not a curated record. NCBI's taxonomy places the organism in Eukaryota, Metazoa, Arthropoda, Insecta, Diptera, Culicidae. Gene Ontology annotation, molecular function: peptidyl-prolyl cis-trans isomerase activity. Bases 515 to 1135 code for a protein of 206 amino acids. Gene Ontology annotation, biological process: protein peptidyl-prolyl isomerization; protein folding. The transcript is spliced from 3 exons. Gene Ontology annotation, cellular component: intracellular membrane-bounded organelle.
UUUUAAUCAAGAUUUCAGUGAAAUUAUGCCGGAACAGUUCAUUGGACGUGGAUUUUAAAGAAAAGUAAUAUCAUAUCUGUUAAGUUUGCCACAAUUUAAUGUCGAAUAAGUGUUAUUAUCCAAAUUAACUACAGAUUUCUUGUGCCACUAUCGAUGAACAACAUAAUUCAUCGGUGCUGGAAAUGAACGAGCGGCUGUCAAAGUUUGCGUUUUAUCCGUUUCGAUGAAUGUUUCUCGACAGUGAACCUGAUGACCAGUGUUCAUCGCACCGGCACGAGGCCGGAACGGAACCCUUUCAACGCCGGUUACGUAAUCGUGUAUUUACUCCUGUUGUGUUGUGAUGUGCGAGACUGUCUUUUGCAUUUCCAUUAAAUAUUGUGUUCCGAUUUUGUAUGGAAAAGAUAUCCGAGAGUGAAUUAAGAAUUUGAAUCAGUUUCAGAAAAGUGGUCCGACUUCGUAAGACUUUGCGUUUCGUGAGCAGCAAACAACGGCAACACGGCAAGCCACUUCCGCCAUGGCAUUAGCCUUCAUCACUCGUACCGGAGCGUUUGUGGGACUUGCACGUAGUAAACCGUCGUUUUCUGGUGUUUCUGGAAGUUCUCUGCUAGUGCAGCAAGUGUGUAAUUACGCCAAAAAAGCCAUGGGUUUGCCGCGUUGCUUUUUCGACCUAACUGCUGAUAACGCCCCACUGGGACGUGUCGUUAUUGAGCUGCGCACAGAUGUAACUCCAAAGACUUGCGAAAACUUCCGUGCGCUCUGCACCGGAGAGAAGGGAUUCGGCUACAAGGGUUCCACCUUCCACCGUGUGAUUCCCAACUUCAUGUGCCAGGGUGGCGAUUUCCAGAACCACAACGGUACUGGUGGAAAGUCCAUCUACGGCAACAAGUUCGAGGAUGAGAACUUCAUCCUGCGACACACUGGCCCCGGAAUCAUGUCGAUGGCAAAUGCCGGACCCAACACCAACGGAUCCCAGUUCUUCAUCACCACCGUGAAGACCUCCUGGCUCGAUGACCGCCACGUUGUCUUCGGCAGUGUUGUCGAGGGUAUGGAUGUCAUCCGGAAGGUCGAAUCCUACGGAAACCAAUCGGGAAAGACCUCCAAGCAGAUUGUGGUUUCCAACUGUGGUCAACUGUAAAUUCUUAUCUUCAUAAAGUCGUAAAACAUUAUCUUUUUAUUUUCUUUAAAAGUAAAUCAAUCAGCUUCUCAUUUAUGUUUCCUUAAUGUUGAACAUUCGCAAAACAAUUCGGAAUUGUAUCACACAACUUCAUACGAAGAAGACUACAACAAUAUCGAAGAAAGAAACCAAAUUGUACAAUCUAAUGCAUUUUGUGUUUCCCUGAGCCGAUCUAAAAUAACAAUCGAAUAAAAUAAAUUGUAAUUGCCAGCUAAUAGAACGUUCCAAAAAUAAACACAUUGUGGCCGCGGAAUGCAACACCGCGGUUCUACUUUUAUAACUAAACUUGCCCGAGUUUGUUUCCCUUUUAUUUUACUUCAUUCCCCCCCCCCCCCUCGUACAUCAAAUGAUGGUUAAAAAAGAACCGAGCCGAUGGAAAAUGCGAAAGAACCUUUCGCUAUUGUUACGCGCAAGAUUUGUCGUCUUCUUCUCCCGAUCAAGCGUUGUAAGAUUUUAGACUGUCCUUUCCCUGUGAGAUACUUUUACUCAAGUGUGUGUGAAACUAUGGAUCUAUAGAAUCUGUAUGGUAAAGAUUUAGCAAUAAAGAGUCAAAUAAAACGAA